UCUAGCCUCGGGACGAAAGAUAGUGACUUCAGCUAAAGCCUCAGAUCUUAGCCUUUCCAUCGGUGGCCGAGUAUUGACUGCCGACGCGUUUGUUCUCGAGAUGAGGGACUUCGACCUUAUUCUCGGAAUGGAUUGGCUAUCCUUCUAUCAUGCAGACAUCAGGUGUCAUGACCGGGAGAUCACUUUCUAUCUUCCGGAAGACAAAUCGAUCACUUUCUUCGGUUCCAGGAAUCGUUCACUGCCUCAU
This is a messenger RNA of Striga hermonthica, 247 nucleotides long. The record is from the annotation of a GenBank genome assembly. Lineage: Eukaryota; Viridiplantae; Streptophyta; Magnoliopsida; Lamiales; Orobanchaceae.